AUGGCAGUCGUUGACCAAGAUCACGACCAAGACAACUUCUCCAGCAUCUCGUGGACCGAACACUCGGAUGAGCCAGCCAUGAGUCCGGCCCCAGGACAGCCCGGGCAUCAUCCCGGCGAGGCCUCAGGAGCCGGCCACAGCGGCCGCGAGCUUGAUCCUCACGGGCUAGGCAGCGAGAAACUCGAGUGUACGGUUGGUAGUCCGCUCAAGGAGAAUGACGGCAGCAAGGAUGCCUUCAUUUCAUACCUGAUUACCACUCACUCCACCUUCCAGUCGUUCCAGAAGGAGAAAACCACCGUCCGCCGGCGCUUCACAGACUUUGUCUUCCUAUACAAACAGCUCAUGCGGGACUAUCCCGCUACGGCCGUCCCGCCGCUCCCAGACAAGCAGCGCAUGGAAUACGUGCGAGGCGACCGCUUCGGCCCAGACUUCACGUUCCGGCGAGCGCACUCGUUCCAGCGCUUCCUGGCCCGUCUAUCCCUGCACCCCGUCCUCCGCCGGGCGCCCAUCCUGCACAGCUUCCUCGAGAGCCCGGACUGGAACGCGACCAUGCGCAGCCGCAGCACCCGGACCAGCAUGUCCACCGACCCCAGCAACUCGAGCGGCGUCUUCGACAACUUCGCCGACACCUUCAUCAACGCCUUUACCAAGCUGCACAAGCCCGACCGACGCUUCAUCGAGGUCAAGGACAAGAGCGACAAGCUCGACGAGGACCUGGGCAGCAUCGAAAAGAUCGUCGCCCGCGUCGUCCGCCGCGAGGGCGACCUCGAGGGCGACCUCAAAGACCUCGCCGAGCAGUUCCAGAAGCUCAUCACCCUCGAGCCGGGCGUCGAGCCCGAGUCCCACGCCUUCGCCGCCUCCAUCCAAGACACGGCCGCCCACAUCCACACCCUCCGCGACGUGACAGACCAGGACUACCUCGGCUCCCUGCGCGACAUGCAGGCCUACUCCCUCUCGCUCAAGAACCUCCUCCGCGCGCGGGAGCAGAAGCAGCUCGACUUUGAACAGCUAACCGAGUACCUCAACAAGUCAACCUCGGAGCGGGACUCGCUCCAGUCGGGAUACGCCUCGUCCGGCGCAGGCUCCUUUAUCCGCGCCAAGAUCGAAGACGUCCGCGGCGUCGACCACGAGCAGGCUCGUCGUGAGCGCCAGCGCAAACUCGAACUGCGCGUCGAAGAGCUCACCACCGAGGUGGAGCGCGCCCGCGCCACGAGCGACAUGUUUGACGACGAAGUCGUCCGCGAGGUCGCCGACUUUGAGAGGAUCAAGAGGGUCGAGUUCAAGAACCAGCUCGGCGGCUUGGCAGACGCCCAUGUCGCCUUUUACGGGGACGUGAUUGACAUUUGGGACAAGUACAUCCGGGAAAUGGACAAGGAGGGCAUGGCGGUUGCGUGA
Metarhizium album ARSEF 1941 is the source of this 1395-nucleotide messenger RNA. Its product is annotated as Phox-domain containing protein. The coding region runs from base 1 to 1395 and encodes 464 amino acids. The transcript has 2 exons. Gene Ontology annotation, cellular component: phagophore assembly site. Gene Ontology annotation, biological process: cytoplasm to vacuole targeting by the Cvt pathway; autophagy. Gene Ontology annotation, molecular function: phosphatidylinositol binding. Lineage: Eukaryota; Fungi; Ascomycota; Sordariomycetes; Hypocreales; Clavicipitaceae. The record is from RefSeq and is a predicted model, not a curated record.